CCAGACCGAGUGCUGGGGAGUCUUUCCGCCUGCACAGUGACCUCGGGCUGCGGGCUGCGUCGCCGGGCAUGGCGGCAUGGGGCCCGGCGUCCGCUGCGCCGCUGCUCCGCGGGAGCCAUGGGCUUCCUCUCCUGCACUGUGUACAUCGGAUGUUUGCCUCCCAGACUGAGGGGGAGCUCAAGGUGACCCAGGUUCUCAAGGAGAAGUUUCCUCGAGCUACAGCUAUCAAAGUCACGGACAUCUCAGGAGGCUGCGGGGCGAUGUACGAGAUUAAAAUUGAGUCUGAAGAGUUUAAAGAGAAGAGGACCGUCCAGCAGCACCAGAUGGUCAAUCAGGUCAGUGGCUGCCGAUCGUCCUUGUCCCUCUGGCCUUCAGCAUCUGAGUGCACAGCAGAGGGCAUGGUUGCUAUUGCUGUCGGUUCCAGGGCACAGCAGGGCAGCCAUUAAAAUGUGGUCAGGAGG
Alexandromys fortis (reed vole) is the source of this 461-nucleotide messenger RNA. RefSeq names its product bolA family member 3 (gene Bola3). The coding region runs from base 69 to 446 and encodes 125 amino acids. The record is from RefSeq and is a predicted model, not a curated record. Lineage: Eukaryota; Metazoa; Chordata; Mammalia; Rodentia; Cricetidae. Gene Ontology annotation, cellular component: mitochondrial matrix. The transcript has 3 exons.